GUUAUCAACGCGCCGACAAAAGACGAGUACAGCUUCCGUCGCCGGGAAUUGUAUUUUCUGUCUCCAGAUGAAGCCGCCUGCAUCGACAAUGUUUGGUUAGACAUUUGGAAGCGACGAAUUGUUCGCUGUUGGACUGACAGGGUGGUGCAGUUUGGAAUGCACGUAACCUCUGGUGUGGAAGGCUACCACGCCACGAUGAAGGGAUUGAUGGGCUCAUCCCGUGGGGACGUUUUGACUGUUCACAAUCGCAUGGAGCACUGGUGG
Messenger RNA from Phytophthora sojae, 264 nucleotides. RefSeq lists its product as hypothetical. The record is from RefSeq and is a predicted model, not a curated record. The transcript has a single exon. The annotation marks the transcript as partial. Lineage: Eukaryota; Oomycota; Peronosporomycetes; Peronosporales; Peronosporaceae.